CCCGCGCUGAGCCGGCGUCUCCGUGACAGGCGCCCUCGCCGCCGCCGCCUUUUCUUCCCGGUCCCGGCCGCCCGCCCGCCCGCUCCCGCCGCCGCCUGCUCCCGCCCGGCCUCCUCGCGGCAGGAACUGCGGCCCAGCCCGCCCGGUGCCGCGCGGGCCCCGCGCCCAGCCGCCCCUGCGCGGCCCCGCAGCUCCCGCGGGCACCAUGCCCAGCAAGACCAAGUACAACCUUGUGGACGACGGGCACGACCUGCGGAUCCCCCUGCACAACGAGGACGCCUUCCAGCACGGCAUCUGCUUCGAGGCCAAGUACGUCGGGAGCCUGGACGUGCCGCGGCCCAACAGCAGAGUGGAGAUUGUGGCUGCCAUGCGCCGGAUCCGGUACGAGUUCAAAGCCAAGAACAUUAAGAAGAAGAAAGUGAGCAUUAUGGUUUCAGUGGACGGAGUGAAAGUGAUUCUGAAGAAGAAAAAGUUUCUCUUGUUGCAGAAGAAGGAGUGGACGUGGGACGAGACCAAGAUGCUGGUGAUGCAGGACCCCAUCUACAGGAUCUUCUAUGUCUCUCACGACUCCCAGGACUUGAAGAUCUUCAGCUACAUCGCCCGAGACGGUGCCAGCAACGUGUUCAGGUGCAACGUGUUUAAGUCCAAGAAGAAGAGCCAAGCCAUGCGGAUCGUCCGGACAGUGGGGCAGGCCUUCGAGGUGUGCCACAAGCUGAGCCUGCAGCACACGCAGCAGAGCGCCGACGGCCAGGAGGACGGGGACAGCGAGUGGCACAGCCACAGCUCCGGGGACCCAGGCCGCCAGCUCCCUGGAGCCGAGAGGGCCUCGCCAGCUACUGCGGAGGAGACGGACAUCGACGCCGUGGAGGUCCCCGUCCCGGGUAGCGACGGCCUUGACUUCAGCCGCGGGGUGACCGACCUGGAUGCCGUGAGGAAGGAUGGUGCCUCCCACACAGACUCCAAGGUGCCGCCCCAGGAGCCCGUGCCCACAGCCUCGCCCCGGAUGCCGCUGCCCCCGCCCUGUGCACAGGCCCCGGGCGCGGGCACGCCGCUGUCCUCGCAGCACCAGCUGCAGCUCCUGCACCAGCUCCUCCAGCAGCAGCAGCAGCAGACGCAAGUGGCCGUGGCCCAGGUUCACUUGCUGAAGGACCAGCUGGCUGCGGAGGCAGCGGCGAGGCUGGAGGCGCAGGCCCGCGUGCACCAGCUCCUGCUGCAGAACAGGGACGCCCUGCAGCACGUGUCCCUGCUGGUCAGGCAGGUACAGGAGCUGGAGCUGAAGCUGUCGGGACGGAGCACCAUGGGGUCCCAGGACAGCCUGCUGGAGAUCACCUUCCGCCCCGGAGCCCUGCCCGUGCUCUGCGACCCCACGACCCCCACUCCGGAGGACCUGCCUUCGCCACCCCUGGGCGCCGGCCCGGCCCUGCCUGCAGGCAGCCCCUUAGGUAGGCGCGACUGCUUGGUGAAGCUGGAGUGCUUCCGGCUCCCCGGGGCGCGGGGCCCUCCGCUGGGCGGCCUGGAGCUGCUCCGCUUCCGGGAGUCGGGCAUCGCCUCCGAGUACGAGUCCACCACGGACGAGAGCGAGGAGGAGCCGCCGCGCCUGCUGCACGUGCGGCAGCGCCGGGAGCCGGGCGACAGCCUGGAGGACACGGUCGCCGUGUAGGGAGGCGGUGGGCCCGGGUCCGUAGCCGGGUGUGUUCUGUUUCAGAGCACUGGGUUUUGCUCCAGAGGGUGAAGUGGAAGCCAUUGGAGUCCCCGAGGGGAUCGACUACCCUCCCAGGCAGCAGCCGGAGGGCCGCCGGCCGUGCAGAGUCAUGGCUUUGGGACGGUCCCCGAGGGCCCGCUGGCUCCUCGCCGUGUCUGUGAGGCCCGAGCCACGAGCUGCCCUCCACGUGGUCCGACGGGAGGGAGGCGCGCACCCCAGGGCCGUGUGUCUGGGCGCCAGGGCUGCCGCUGCCUCACCCGCCUCCAGGAGCAGGUCCCCUGCCGGUGGUGGUGGCUGAGCUUGGGAGUGACAGACAGGAGAGUCAGGGGACCUGCUCCCGGACGUUCUCUGCACCAGCGUGAGUGUUUCCUGGGAGACAGCCUGGCCUUGGUCAGGCCCUGCUGUGGGGGUGGGGACUGCCUCUGCUGCCACAUCACCCUUCCCACGCCCCCCGCGAGUGAGCCGUCCACCUGAGGUAGAGGCUGUCCCCUGUCCUCUGUGUCCCCCAAUGAACCCUCGCCCCACCCCUCUGCUGGUCCCUCCACGGGGCAGUGGUGGUCGGUUCUUACUGCAAAAUACCCACCGAAGGCUGGUAGCUGACCUGCUAUGUCCAGGGUCCGGAAUCACUGCCACUUAUCAAGACCCAGCCACGGCCCUGCCUAGGCUCCGUGGGCUGGGCCUCGAGCACACCUGCGCAGUCCUCUCACCUGAGCCACCUGGGCCUCGCCCACGCGAGACUGCUGGCGGCCGGGCAGUGGGACGGGCUCCUGUGCUGCCCGAGGGUCGGUCAGUCAGAGGGGGUCCUGAACCCUGACAUGUCGGAGGCGGCCGGACCAUCCAGGCGAGAUGCAGCGGUCAGCCUGUGGGGCACCACGCAUCGGCAGGACGUGUGUGUGUGUGCACGUGUGUGUGCGUGUGCGUGUGUGCACGUGUGGGAGGGAAGGGGCGCGUGUCAGCGUGUGAGAGUGACGGACAGGAAAGGACAGAUGUCCAGUGUGUGCACCAGUCGAGAGGGAGGCCUGUGUGUUUGCUUCUUCUUCCAGUUCACCACUGGAGGUGGGGGCGGACCUCGAGGGAGGGAGGGAGCAGGGAUAUGAGACCUGGCACCCGAGGGAGGACAUGGGCCACGGGGGCUCCGGAGCGGGUCGCCUUCUGUCCCAGAGCUGAGCUCGGGGCAGGCCUGGCUCUGAGGCCAGGGGCGGGGUGACGAGGUGGCCGUUGGACGUGAUGGGUAAGGAGGGGACAGUUUGUAAGAGGGCCCUGAGGAGCCGUGGAGGGGACAGCAUUGGGGACACGGCUCCCUGGCUGCUGCUGGACCCCCGACCCCCGGCCCUCCGAGUGCCCCUGGGACCCGAGGCCGCCGCCCCGCCCUCCCCAGGACGAGGAGGCAGCACCGGGUGGAGCUGGGACUUGGGCGAUUGAGGGCCGGCCCUGUCCUCCUCCCGCCCUGCCUCUUGCUCUGAGCCCAGCCUGCUCUCCAUCCUGCUCUGCCCCGCGUGGAGGACGAGUGGACAUGGGCGCAGGCCUUGGGGUCCAACCCACGAGGCCUGCGGUGCGGACAGACGGACAGCACCUCCUCGCGGGGCCCCGCGCAGCCCUCGCCGCCUGCUUCUCUCCGCUGCCCCUGUGCGGGGCUCUCUUGCCCACUCUGCCUGGCUCCUCCCCCCACGGCUGUGCGGGUGGCCGGCCCACGCUCCAGACGCUUCCUUGUGUAAGUGCACUUACUCCGGGGCCGCCUUGCGCCUGCCGGCUCCGCAAAUAAACCUUCUUCUUUCUCAACGCUCUCCUGCGUCCUCUUGCUCUGCUCCCCCUGCCCUGGCCCGUGACGCUCCCCGGCUGAGGUUCGAGGGAGAAUUCACGUGGCUCGCGGUGGUGUGGACACGGACGACCUGCAGGCUCGCGUAGGGACAGCUUUGCUUCCCGGGGGGACCCGUGUCCCCGCCGGGCAUGUCUGUCAGGAGGGAGGGGUGUUGGCAGGUGGUGGGUGGAGCCGUGCCCACAGGUGUCUCACCUUUUCUGCCUCAGCGUGGCGUGGAGGCAGCAGCCAGUUUGAGUGCUUGGGGAAGCAUGGCGUCAGCUGUUCGGGGGUAAAGCUAAGACCACCAGGCGCCAGGAGCCCGCUGGGUCCCUGAGUAGAUUUCCGUGUGGGGUCGGGCGGGGUCGGAGUGGGUGCACCUUAGAGAGUCUGCUCCAGGGCACGCAGGCUGGCUGCCCAGCCAAGGACUGUGGAGGGCAGGCGGGAAGGGACAGCGGCCGGCGAGUCAGCAGCCGGAGAAGCCAGACUUUGGUCGGCACUUUCAGCCACUUGGAAGGCAGAGGCUGGUGGGGGCGACGUUGUGGGGCCCAGGCCUGCAGGGAAGUCAGGGGCUCAGGGCGGCCGGUGGCCUGUGAGUGGGGAUCAGGCGCACUGCGUGGCGCGAUGUGAGGAAUGGGGAGGCUUCACUGAGACGCCCUGCAGAGCGGAGCGGAGCAGCCGCUGGGGCUUGCUGGGAACACUCUCCGCCUCCCAGGUCCCAGGGAGGCCACACAAUGCGACAGCAGCGAGCACCUGUCCUUAGGGUGAAACCCUGGACUUGGCACCUGCUGGACAGCGGGGGGAGGUGCCAUGGCCCUGGGCUUCCUUCUUUUACCACACACUCUGCCUGU
Molecule: messenger RNA, 4348 nt
Organism: Myotis myotis
Lineage: Eukaryota; Metazoa; Chordata; Mammalia; Chiroptera; Vespertilionidae
Product: carboxyl-terminal PDZ ligand of neuronal nitric oxide synthase protein-like
Exons: 10
Coding region: 206-1660 (484 amino acids)
Molecular function (GO): nitric-oxide synthase binding
Source: RefSeq, a predicted model, not a curated record